Messenger RNA from Oreochromis niloticus (Nile tilapia), 3448 nucleotides. Its product is annotated as E3 ubiquitin-protein ligase TRIM21. Bases 1549 to 2967 code for a protein of 472 amino acids. The transcript has 3 exons. The record is from RefSeq and is a predicted model, not a curated record. Gene Ontology annotation, molecular function: protein binding. Lineage: Eukaryota; Metazoa; Chordata; Actinopteri; Cichliformes; Cichlidae.
UAAUGAAAAAAAAAACACGCCACCGGUUAUUUUUUAGUACUUCCGGGAUGACUGUCAUGGCGGCGCCCAUAACGCUCUAGCGAAACGAACCUAAACACGUUCACGAAAAGAUAAAGCGCUGUGGAGUGAAGCAGCCAUGAAGUUCAAAGAUCUGCUGAAGUGGAACGCCAGAGUGUCCGCCGUGUACGCGAUUGGUAUUUGGACCAUGAUCGGCUCGUACGCUUACCUGAAAUACACAGGUCGCUGCGAGGUCGCGCUAGUGAAAAAAGAAGAAGUGGAAGAGCCGCAGGAUCCAAACCAGGAGGUCUACGAGACGGCACACUCCAAAACGGUCAUCACCUAUAAGAAAGACUUUGUCCCGUACACCACAAGGAUCUACAAUCUCAUCUCAUCCUUCAGCGGCGAUCAAGGGGCUGGAGACGGCAACAAAUGAACCUGUCCAGUUAAUAUUUAUGUAUUUCUUUGAGAACAUUAUUAUAAUGUUUUUGUUUUUUUAAGGAAACUCCAGCUGCGUAUCCACCUGUCCUGCUCUGAUGGCCUCAGCCAGCUUUUAGUAUCAAACUGUAAAUAGUAUUCAGUACUGUUCUGUAAUUCAGAUGCUCAUGAUGUGUAAAUAAACCCCCAAAAUGCUGAAAUUUGUUUUGGUAGAAAGAUUAAGGGUUCAUCUGUGAUUCAUGUUAUAGGCUGGAACAGGAUUUGGGGCCUAGUGAGGUUUAAUCCUGGAUUUUCAGUGUGACAGAGGUGGUUUACCAUUUACCUUAUGUUUAGGAGAGAUGUCAAGAGGUAUGAAGUCACCACCAGCUGACCAGUCAGUUCUCUGGAAAAUAAAACCACGACUCCAAGGAGAUCCUUCAGACCACAGAGCUCAGAUUAUAAAAGAUGUAAAGUUUUUCAAGAGCAUUUAAAGAUGUAAAAACCUUUUACAAUUAGCCUUAAAGUACAAGAACUGUGGAUAUUAAAAUCCCAAAGAAUUAAUAUGUAGUAUAUAUUUAAGCACUGUGACCCUGAAAAGGAUCAGCGGAAGCAAAUGGAUGGAUGGAUAUUUAUGCACGCAUUCAGUUUAAAUAUCAGAAAAAUCCUGUAUUAGAUCCCUACUAGAUUUAGGUGGAUGAGCAGGCCACACCUCCUCUGCAGUUUAACACAGAGAGAUCUGAUAAUCCCACAUUUAUGAGUGAAAGCUCGUAGAAUGCACUGGUCUCAUUAGCCAGCCAGGUCUCAGUCACAUCCACUCCACAUGUGACUGAGACAGUUGUUGGCCACUUGGUAUCCCAGGUGACCAACAACUGUCUCAGUCACAUGUGGAGGGGCUGUGACCGAGACAGUCUUUGCCCACCCGGAAUACCGAGUGACCAAAAACAAAGAGGGAAGAGAAACUCCACAGAUGCACGUGAACUGUGUAGUGAGCAGCACAGAGCCCACCGCCUCUUCCCUUACCGGAGUCUUUGUUGUAAUGUUUGCUGUGCAUCGCUCCACUCACAGCCUCUCAGGUGUGGGUGGAGCUAAACAGCUCACACAGGAAGUGCUGCGCCGGUGAAUUCACUCAAACUGAUGCGCUUUCAGUUCGCGGCAUCUGCGCAGCUGAUUGGAGAAGGCUUUGUUUGUGGCUCCAAACAAAUAUUAAUCGGAUUUCUUCGGGAGUUUCCGCCAGCUUUGUGUUCAAACAUGGCUGCUGCCAGCUGUCUGCUGACUGAAGAUCAGCUUCUGUGCGCUAUCUGUCUGGAUGUGUUCACCGAUCCGGUCAGCACACCAUGUGGACACAACUUCUGUAAAAACUGCAUCACUGAACCCGUUGACGCUGACGUCCCGUUCCAGUGUCCCCUCUGCAUGAAGAUGUUCUACCCAAAGCCCGAGCUGCAGGUCAACACCCUGAUCUCUGAGAUGGUCGAUACGUUCAGACGGUCAGAGCAACGGCCAGCCAGACAGGAAGAAGUUUUCCUUGGGUUAGGCUUAAAACCGAUGGCACUGCUUCUCUGUGUGGUGUUUCUUUCAUUACUUUGGGACUGCAUGAAAUUCAAUCAUCCUCUGGAAGAAAUGAGUAAAGGGGAGAAACUGGUGAAGAUGGAGGCUGAAAUCCAGCAGACGAUCAAGGAGAUCCGAUUGAAGGUUGAGGAGCUCAAACGCUCAGUGGAGCUCGGUAAAGAGGACGCAGACAGAGAGAUGGCAGAUGGUGCUCAGGUCUUUGCUGCUCUGAAAGAGUAUGUCGAGAAAGGUGAGGCCAAGCUCAUGGAGACCAUCAGAGAGAAGCAGAGACAGACAGAGCUGCAGGCUGAAGGCUUCAUCAGAAAGAUGGAGCAGGACAUCCGUGAGCUGAAGAAGAGGAAGACGGAGGUGGAGCUGCUCUCUGUCCUUCAGCUGGAGGAAAUUGCAGAGAUGAAGGAGAAACUACCCAAGAUGGUCGCCAGGGUCGAGCUGCGGAGGGUCCAGAGCUAUGCAGUGGACGUGACACUCGAUCCAGACACAGCAAAUGUUUACCUCGUCCUGUCUGAUGAUGGGAAACAAGUACACGAUACCUAUGUGGAGAAAAAUCUUCCCUACAACUCAGAGAGAUUUUAUUACACUGCUGCUGUUUUAGGAAAAGAGAGUUUCUCUUCAGGCAGAUUUUAUUUUGAGGUUCAGGUUGAAGGAAAGAGCGAGUGGACUUUGGGAGUAGCCAGAGAGUCGAUCAACAGGAGGCAGGACAUCACACCGAGUCCUGCAGACGGUUUCUGGACUGUAGGCCUGGGUAAUGGAAAUAAAUACAAAGCCGGCCCUGAUGUCGCUCUCUCUCUGCAGUCUGCUCCUAAGAAGGUGGGGGUGUUUGUGGAUUAUGAGGAUGGCCUGGUCUCCUUUUAUGACGUUGAUACUGCAGCUCACAUCUACUCCUUUACUGGCUGCUCCUUCACUGAGAAACUCUACCCAUACUUCAGUCCUGGAUUGGAAGAUGAUGGUUUGAACUCUGCACCUCUGAUCAUCACUCCCAUAAAUUAAAGAGGGCUGAUUCUGCUUUUCUGUAUUUACUUUCAUCAACAACAGGUGAUUCAGAUAUUUACCUUCAAUUGGCAGACUUGGGUUAUUUAUACUACACCUCACCAGCAAGAUCCCAGGACCUCCAUCACUCAGACUUGGAGGUGCUGACCCUCGUAGCGUCACGUUGAUGUUGAACGUCGCCCUCCUCACCACGGCGACACACUUGAUUCGCACAAAUACAAUCUGAGACAAGGCAUGACUCUGGCUGAGUCCAGAUCAACCAGGGUCAUGCCUUGGUCCAGGAUCAUCCAAUAACAUGAUGAUGUGCAUGCUAUUAGAAUUCCCAGCAGGCAUGUGUGUAUAAAACAAAUGGGCAUCAGGCAAAACCCCCACUGACCUUCACCAGCUCAACAUCACUGGGCUGGAGGUCCAACAGCAUUGGAUGAAAGGAUGAAUUUAGUCCAUUUACUCUAGUACUUCACUGAAGUAAAGUUUUAAUGUA